Molecule: messenger RNA, 696 nt
Organism: Saccharomycopsis crataegensis
Lineage: Eukaryota; Fungi; Ascomycota; Saccharomycetes; Ascoideales; Saccharomycopsidaceae
Gene: NOP16
Product: Nop16p
Exons: 1
Coding region: 1-696 (231 amino acids)
Biological process (GO): ribosomal large subunit biogenesis
Cellular component (GO): nucleolus
Source: RefSeq, a predicted model, not a curated record
AUGGUGUCCGUUAGAAAGAGAAAGAUGAAUCGCUCGUCGGUGAGAAAGGCCACGAGACGAGUUAAGGACAAGCACAGAAAGAUUAAUGUUAGAGGCAAUCCGAUCAUUGCUGCCAAUUGGGAUUAUGAUGCCACUCUUGCCCAGAAUUACAAACGUUUAGGACUUGCCGUGAAGUUGGAGACCCCUGCUGGUGGUGUAGAGAAGGAUUUCACAAAGGAUGACGACAAAGAAGAAGAAGAAGAAGAAGAAGAAGAAGAAGAAGAUAAGGAUGAUGAUGAAGAGGAAGGAGAAAAACCGCAAGCCGCAGAAAGUAGCAAUAGUAAAGGUGAUAUUGAUGCUUCGGAAAUCCCACAUGGCGAAGCAAGAAUCAUUAAAGAUGGUGCCGGGAAGAUAAUAAAGGUGAUUCACGGGACCAAGAGAGUUGACAUUGAAAGCGAUAGCGAGGAUGAAUAUGCCCCAGUGAAACCUAAGACCAAAGUGGUGGAAGAAUUGGAGGCUUAUGCUAAUAGAGAACUAAUAACCACCGAAAGAUACCAAUCGACUAGAGAACAAGAUUGGUUGAAGGAAUUGUAUGAGAAAUAUGGUGAUGAUUAUGAGGCGAUGAAGUGGGAUAAGAAGUUGAAUAUUAACCAGAACAGUGCUGGGGAUUUGAAAAAGAAGUUCAAGAAAUGGAAGAAGACCAAUAAGAUUACUUAG